Molecule: messenger RNA, 1371 nt
Organism: Aedes aegypti (yellow fever mosquito)
Lineage: Eukaryota; Metazoa; Arthropoda; Insecta; Diptera; Culicidae
Exons: 2
Coding region: 98-1162 (354 amino acids)
Source: RefSeq, a predicted model, not a curated record
CAAUACACAUCCCCCCAUUCGCCAGUCAGUAAGCAUUCCAGCAAGUUGUCCAGCUUCGUUCUGUUUUUUCCAAGUGCUCACUAGCUAAUUGAGAACGAUGAUGUCGUCGCGGAAGAAGAUCACCCCCAUGUUCAACGACUAUCUGUAUGAAGCCAUUCGACGGAUCGCCAUCGAGCAGGGAUUCACCCCAGAUCUGUUUUCGGUUGACUUCGAUGAAGAGACCUGUAUCGAGUGUGACGGAUUUGUGAACUUUGUGUUCAAAGCAAUCAUCAACGGGGACGAUCGUGAAUUUGUGCUGUGGUGUAAAGUGCCGCCUAAUGAUGAUCAGCGAUCGUUGGCUCUGUUCAAGCGAGAGGUGUUCUUCUAUCGUGAGAUUUUGCCAGCUUUCUACAAGUUUCAAGCGGAAAAGGGUAUCUCCCGGGAAAAGGGAGAAGGAUUCUACAGUGUGCCGAAGUGUUAUCUGGCCCAUUGUGAUACGGAAAAGGAGGAACCGGAAGCAGCCAUAAUUCUGGAGUACGACGAAAACUAUGAAAAGUGGGACUGGGAUAAACUGGAACCCAUCAAUCUGGAGCACACGAAGCUCUUGAUGGAACAGCUAGGUCGUCUGCAUGCCAUUUCCUUUGCCAUGAAAGCCCAGAAGCCGGAGCUGUUCGAAAAUUUCAUAUUGAAAGAUGUCCUCGUCGCGAACAACGAUCUGAUAACGCUGAUGAAGGAAUCGUUUGAUCGGGCGUUGACGACAAUGAAAACGCGUUUCGCUGCAGAACAGGAUAAGAUUCAGCGGAUAAAGGAGGACGUGUUUCGGGAGUUGACGGCGUGUUCGGAUCCGGAAAAAGCGGAGCCGUACUGCGUUGUCAGUCAUGGCGAUUGCUGGAUCAAUAAUCUUAUCUAUUCGCACGACGAGCACAACGCCGCCACCAGUGUCAUCCUCACGGACUGGCAAUCGUCCCGCUAUGCGAGCCCCUUCCUGGACCUGGGUUACUUUUUCUUCAUUUGUGCCGGUGCCCAGUUUCGCAAGGACCACAUGGACGCCAUGCUGCAGCACUACCACAACGCACUCAAGGACCUGCUGGAUCGCCUGGGAGGUGACACCACCACGCAGUUCCCCUUCACUGCGCUGCUGCGGAUAGUGAAACCCUAUCGGGAGUUGCUGCUGGACGGAUGAUGGCGAAAAAAAAUAGAUAUGGGUCAUUCCAUACCAAGUGUGCACCAGCACAACGUGUAAUCGACCGUCACUGAUUUCAACAAAAUGUUGGUUGAAUGUUGAUUCGCUUGAUAGAUAGAAAAAUCCACAUUUUUUAUGUCUAUUGGACCAACCCUCGUAAUUGGGAAUUUGUCAAAAACCUAUGAUAUAAAUAUAUUUUGAAAUAACAA